Molecule: messenger RNA, 1759 nt
Organism: Xenopus tropicalis (tropical clawed frog)
Lineage: Eukaryota; Metazoa; Chordata; Amphibia; Anura; Pipidae
Gene: thumpd2
Product: THUMP domain containing 2
Exons: 11
Coding region: 167-1603 (478 amino acids)
Cellular component (GO): tRNA methyltransferase complex
Molecular function (GO): RNA methyltransferase activity; RNA binding
Source: RefSeq, a predicted model, not a curated record
GUACACUUUGAAAGGUUUGACUCACAAAGGCAUCCGUAGAGUGAUCUUGUGACUAGCUAACCCGGAAGUGUGAGUGCCGGUACAGAGGAGAGUGUUGCAGGGAGGGACAGAUGUGGUAAAAAGCUUGCACUGCAGCUGCAUUGUAUGCUUUUUGCUGUAACACAAGAUGCCAGAGCGUUUCUUCUGCACUGCGGGCCGGGGCAUGGAAUGUUUUGUGACAGAGGAAGUGACACAAAAAUUAUCUGCCACAGAGGUUGAAACAGUGUCAGGAAAAGUACUUUUUACAGCUGAACCAGAUUUAUGCAGACUAAGGUUUAUAAAAUCCGGUGAAAGAUUAUUUCUUCUACUGAAAAAAGGUUCUCCAUUAUCUCUUCCAAAAAACAAAGGUAAAGCAUGCUCAGCAUUACGGGAGUAUGUCAUUGGAGAGCCUCACAUGUGGCUACAUUGCCUUUCUGUAUGGCAAAACCUUCAGGGGCAAUUACAGCAACAUCAACAUAUCUGUGGAAAGGUUGGGAUAGCUUCCAAAAGGAAAUCGGGGAGUGUUUCAGAAUUCCACAUAUCAAAAUAUAGAAAGCAAGAUAGCACAGUCGGGGACAAAGUGUGUACUUUCCAGGACCCAACACACAAGAACAUGUCCCAAGCUGAAGACCAGAAUCUCAUGGACAUUGAAGAACUGAAUGCUACAGAACAACAGCUGCUCCCAAAACCACACAAGAAUACCCAUCCUAUUACCUUCAGGGUUUCGUGCCGCUGUUCUGGGGCAACUGCCAAAGUUUUUACACCACAGGAGGUGGGUGCUGUUAUUGGUGGAUCUAUAAUAAAACAGUUUGGCUGGAAACCUGAUCUCCGGAUGCCAAGUCUAGAGGUUUUUGUACAUUUGAAUGAUCUGUAUUCUGUGGUUGGGUUUCCAAUCUCCAGGCAACCUUUGGCAAAAAGAGACUAUAUAAGAAAUACAGGCCUAAGAUCUACUACAGCUUGGGCUAUGGGCACACUUGCUGAACUACAUGUAGGAGCACUUGUUCUGGAUCCUAUGUGUGGUGUGGGAACAAUAUUGUUGGAGGCUGCAAAAGAAUGGCCUUUUGGUCACUUCCUGGGUGUUGAUAAUAAUGAUUUACAGCUCGAAAGUGCAGUUUCCAAUGUAAAGGGGGCUGGUCUUGAUGGCGCUAUAGAGUUACUCAAAGGUUCCGUUCUAGAUCUGCCAUUUGUCUCUGAAAGUAUGGAUGCAGUGAUUUGCGAUAUUCCCUUUGGAAGAAAGUUCACGUCCUCGAAAAAUAUGAAAGAUCUUCUUCCAGAUAUCAUUCGAGAAAUGCAAAGAGUUGUGCGUGUAGGAGGGGCAAUUGUGUUACUGCUCAGCCAGUGUCUUCAUCAUCACCUGAAAGUCAACUUUCACUUCGGUGCUACUGACAAUAAAAACAUCACUCACAGUGGUAACAAUUCCGUUUCUGAGGAGAAUGGGGAUAAAGAAGCUAAUAAAAGAGAUAUUCUCAGCAGAACUCAUUGGUUUGAUUCUUUGAUUGCACUUGAGUCACAUUCCGUAAGCCUUGGAGUAACUGAAGCUGUGAUAUUCAAAUGUAAAAAAGCCCCUCCCUCUUUGUCCUUGUAACCCAUUUGUGAAAUCAAAGACUGAUUUUUUCAUGGACACUGUUUGCUUAGUCAACAAUAUAUAUUUUUUAUAACCUAUGUGCUAGGUAGACUUUUUAAGUCUCUUAUCUAAGUUAUUUAAUUGUGGCUUGGAAUGCAAUAAAUUCUUUAUUUUUAA